AUGUCUGCAACACAGAAACAGCAACAUCACGUCGUGAUUGUCGGCAUGCAGUUUGCCGGAUCGGCAGUGCUCAAGGCGCUCAUCAAAAACCCACAGGUGCGCAUCACCAUUGUCGAUUCAAAGGACUACUUUGACCUCAAUCUGGCAACCCCGCGCGUGCUGGUGCAGCCUGCCAUUGCAGAGGCAACGCUGCUCCCGCACGCAACCUGGAUUGCCAACCUUGCUCCACAAUUCGCCGGUCGCGUCUCGUUUGUGCACGCGCGAAUGACCAGAGUGGCAUCGACGGCCAUCACCGUGCAGCUCGUUGCCACCCAGGCGCUGCAGGACAUUGCCUUUGACUUCCUUGUGUUGGCGACCGGAUUGGGUGCCGACUACACCAACUCCUUGUUCAAGGCGACUCGCCUCGACGAGACGAGCGCCAAGCGUGUCGCCGCCUUGCAGUCACACAACGCGCGCCUGCUGCCCGCCAAGAAGAUUCUCGUUGUGGGAGGAGGCGCGGUUGGCGUUGAAGUUGCCGCGGAAAUUGCCACAGACUACCCAGACAAGACCGUCACGCUGGUGCACAGCGGAUCCGAGCUGGUAAAGCUCGACCCGAAGAGCAGCAAAGCAGACACGCACGCACGCAAGUUCCUGACCUCGCACAAUGUGCAACUGGUGCUUUCAGACCGCAUCGACCGCGAUGCUGCCAACCAGGCGGCUGCCCUUGCCAGCCACGAAACCCCGCAGACGCUGAAAACCGAGAAGGGAGCUGAGAUUACCGCAGACCUCGUCAUUGUUGCCCUUCCGCCCAAGGCAGCCGGCGUGUCUGGCGCGCUGUCUGAAAGCUUCCCCGGAGCCAUCGACGAGCAAGGCUUGCUGAAGGUCGACCAGUACCUGCGCGUUGCCUCUGCUGGCAACAACAACAUUUUUGCCGCAGGCGAUGUGACGAACGCCGACGACAAGUUUGCCCAUCGCGCCACUGCAGCUGGUGCAGUGGUGGCAGCCAACAUUCUCGCCACAAUCAAGAAGCCUGCGCAACCGUCGCUCAAAACAUACAGCCGGCUCGCUUCGCCAGUCUUUGCCAUCAGCAUGGGUCGGACCUACGGCUUUGGCCGCCUGCCUCUGCUCGGAUACUCGCAUGGCUGGCUUGUCACGAGCGUCAAGAGCAAGCAAAUGUUUGUGAAUGCUGUGCCCUCGACGUUCAAGAUUUGA
Molecule: messenger RNA, 1191 nt
Organism: Capsaspora owczarzaki ATCC 30864
Lineage: Eukaryota; Filasterea; Ministeriida; Capsasporidae
Product: pyridine nucleotide-disulfide oxidoreductase
Exons: 1
Coding region: 1-1191 (396 amino acids)
Cellular component (GO): cytoplasm
Molecular function (GO): flavin adenine dinucleotide binding; electron-transferring-flavoprotein dehydrogenase activity
Source: RefSeq, a predicted model, not a curated record